AUGGAUCACGUUACGUUACGUUACGAUUCAUCUCUCUCUAUAAAUUCGACCCCCUUUGUUGAUAGAUCAUACAGAGAACAACAAAGAAAUAAACCAAAGAAGAAGAAGGAGGUGAAGAAGAAGAAUAUUCAAAUGGCACCAAGAAGUUCUUUGAUCCGCUUCGCCUUCGUCUGCAUUGUCUUGGCUGUGAUGGUCAUGACUGCAGAAUCGCAUAACGGAACCCACCAUGGUCCGGCUAUGGCUCCAAUGCCACCCAAGGCUCAUGCUCCGUCUCCAAGUGCUGCCACUUUCUCCGCCUACCCUCAGCUCGUCGCCACCGCAUUAUUCGGUGCUUUGUCUUUCGUCUUCUGAGAUGUGUUUCCAUUCAUCUUCAGAUGUUUGUGUCUCUCUGAGUUUUUUAUUUUUAUUUUUCUCAUGUCUUCCUUGUUUCUUUCUGUUUCUUCAAAGAUUGUGAUGUUCUGUUCCUAUCAUAAUAAUGUCGUCUAUUGGUGUUUUAAUCGUUUUUAAUUUUUCCUCUUUUUCGAACCAAAUCUUCUAAUCAAGGCAUUAUAAUGUAAUGGCCCGUUUGAUCAAAGUUGGACUUUCUUUUUAAAAUCAA
This is a messenger RNA of Arabidopsis lyrata subsp. lyrata, 598 nucleotides long. RefSeq lists its product as uncharacterized. The record is from RefSeq and is a predicted model, not a curated record. The transcript has 2 exons. Bases 1 to 351 code for a protein of 116 amino acids. Lineage: Eukaryota; Viridiplantae; Streptophyta; Magnoliopsida; Brassicales; Brassicaceae.